GGAACGCGCGGCGCAGUCUCGCCGGGCCGAGCGGACGGUCACGCAGUUGUUGGAAUCCAAAAUGGCGCAAUGUUUACGUCUAUUCAGAUCUGGUUUUUGUCCCUAGCAGGUCUCAUGGCGCGAUGCGGUGACUUUAUCUCCCGGGAAAGUUAAUCCGAAGACAACAGUUAACCGCCACGUCACUGAUCCACGAUAAUCCGAUCCCUGUGUGGGUGCAGGUCUCCAGGGGGCAGGAUGCAGGCGGAGGUCGCACACUCUUCACUGACAGAGGGCAUCGAGGCUCUGGGGGUGAAGGACACGGAAACACCUGCUGCAGAGGAGGAGAACAAACCGGAGCAACAAGACACAGAGCUGACAGCUGCCACAGAGAAGGAGGAGGAGGAGGACUUUGCACCCAAGGAGGAAGAUGAUGGAGACAUGGACGCAGCGGAAGGAGAGACGAACAUGGACGAAGCCCAGACGGACUCAGGUGUAAAUGGGGAAGAGGGGAAGCAGGCUGUCCAGGCGGAGGAUGAGUGGGAGCUUGCGUACAGCGACGAGGAAAUGGAGGACACCAAAAACUGGAUGCCCCCUCCUGCCGAGAUCAAAAGACUCUAUGAGCUCCUCGCUAAAGGAGAGAUGCUGGAAUUAAACUUUUUGCCCCUUCCGAGACGGCCCCCUACACCUGAACGCGCAGAGUCACCGGAAAUAGAUGAGGAGGAUGAGGCGGCGAAGGAAAGGGAGAGGGAGGAGAGAGAGCACAGGCCUCUAACUCCAACUGAGUUUGACUUUGAUGAGGAGCAGAUGCAAGCCACUCCGAAAAACGCCUUCAUCAACAGACGCAGAACACCAGGAUCGUCAGCUCGCUCAUCCGUAAAAAGGGAAGCUCGCCUGGACAAAGUGCUGUCGGACAUGAAGCGCCACCGCAAGAUCGAGGAGCACAUAAUGCGCACGGGCAGAGAUCUCUUUAAGAGCGAGAAGAAGAAGGAGGAAGCUCUGUCUCCCAACAGCCAGAAGGAGCGGGAGAAGGAGAGGGAACGAGACAGCAACCCCAACACCAUCUUUUCACCGAGACAGAGGAGAUACUGAGGUAUUAAGACAGAUGAGGACUUGCCCAGAGGCUAACAAGGACAAAUUCUUUCCAAGGUCUUUCUCAAAACUUGAAUUUUUUAAUGUAAUGAGUUUUGUAUGUUUUCUAUGUGUGUUUUGUAUAAUGGCAAUAAACAUUUUAACCCUGGAAUAA
Hippoglossus stenolepis (Pacific halibut) is the source of this 1222-nucleotide messenger RNA. RefSeq names its product PAXIP1 associated glutamate-rich protein 1 (gene pagr1). Lineage: Eukaryota; Metazoa; Chordata; Actinopteri; Pleuronectiformes; Pleuronectidae. The record is from RefSeq and is a predicted model, not a curated record. The transcript is spliced from 5 exons. Bases 235 to 1068 code for a protein of 277 amino acids.